This is a messenger RNA of Cuscuta epithymum, 686 nucleotides long. The record is from the annotation of a GenBank genome assembly. Lineage: Eukaryota; Viridiplantae; Streptophyta; Magnoliopsida; Solanales; Convolvulaceae.
CGGCCACAAGAUAACAAAAUAAAACUUGCAGUCUUGACAGCGAAAAAACACAAAAGAGCACUGCCAGACAUCAAGAAUGGAGGAGGACAUUUCUGUGGAAGAACUUCUUCAACUAGAGGGUGGAGGUGUAUCUGAUGAUGAUGAUUUCGACCCAGAUGAUGAAGUUUUCUCAUCUUUUUUUUCUGCAGCUGAAAGUGAAGAGGAAGAAGAAUCAGAAAUAAAUUCUGGUUCUCACAGUUUUACAGCAACAAGCACAAAGAAGCCAAACCUCAAAAAUAAUCAAAGAAAACAUAUUGUGGAGAUGUUGGGGAAGAAACAGAGAAAUGGUGUGAGGAAUCGCAGAAGGGAAGAUGAGAUAACGAUGGAAAUGGAAGGGGUUGUAAAGAGGACUGGAAUCGGUGGAUGGUGGUGGGUGGAGAAAUUAAAUAAAAUUAAAGAAAAUGUCAGAAAAAGGAAGACUAAGGGCGGUAAUUCAUUAAGGGUAUAAAAGCCAUUUGCCUUGUAUUUCCUUCCCAAAAUGGAAAGGUUGCAUUUAUUUUGAAACUGCCGAAAAAGGAAAGUGUUGCACUUAUUUAAGAACGGAGGAAGUAGUUAGGUUAUAGAUUGAUAAACUCAUUGAGUGAAAUGAACUACAUGUUUACUUGUAAAAUAUAUCUCUUACAUUUGAUUGUAUAGUACAAAGUGAU